Messenger RNA from Histoplasma mississippiense, 1659 nucleotides. RefSeq lists its product as hypothetical. Bases 1 to 1659 code for a protein of 552 amino acids. The transcript has 2 exons. The record is from RefSeq and is a predicted model, not a curated record. Gene Ontology annotation, cellular component: nucleus. Lineage: Eukaryota; Fungi; Ascomycota; Eurotiomycetes; Onygenales; Ajellomycetaceae. Gene Ontology annotation, molecular function: chromatin DNA binding.
AUGCCGGAUGCCGCCCCGUCAAACUCACCCACUCCUCGUGAUGCCGAUGAUGAUACCCCAAAGGAGAAAGAUGAAACUCCUGUCACAGAAGAACAGGAGGCGGAAUCCCAGUCGGAACGACAAGGGGAAGAAUCGGACGGUCCAUCGCCAGCCACGCCAAAUACCCCUAUGCGCACAGGCAGAGUGUCUGCUAUCCCCAGAAAGCGCGGUGGUCGGGUCGGUCGCCCACCAAAAAUUAGAGCCCCAGUGGUGGAUGAUGGCGCUGGCGAAGCACGGUCAGAAGUUAGUACUCCCGUCCGACGAAGGGGACGAGGCCGCCCAUCGGCGGGUGGACGAUGGGGACGGGCCAAAGGAGGCCCCUCCCACGUCACCCAGGUCCCGAUCGAUAAAGAAGGAAACAUGAUGGAUGUUAUCAACGAUGAGGUUGACCUCCCAGAAGAUCCUGAGGGGGAGACGAAGGUCGAUAAACUGGGUAAUCUUCUGGGCGGGCGCGAAUAUCGCGUGCGGACGUUUACGAUUCUUAAUAAAGGGGAGAGACUCUACAUGCUGUCGACGGAGCCGGCGCGUUGUAUUGGAUUUCGGGACUCUUAUCUUUUUUUUCAGAAGCACCGGCUGCUUUUUAAGAUCAUCAUUGACGACGAUGCGAAGCGUGAUUUGAUAGAGAGAGACCUUAUACCGCAUUCAUACAAGGGGCGCGCUAUCGGUGUGGUGACGGCGCGAUCAGUAUUUCGCGAGUUUGGAGCCAAGAUAAUUAUUGGGGGGCGCAAGGUCAUCGAUGACUAUUCGGCGCAAGCCGCCAGGGAACGAGGGGACGUGGAGGGUGAAUUGGCUGUGCCGGAGGACAAGCUGCCAGGCCCUGGAGAAACAUAUGACAAGAAUCGCUAUGUUGCCUGGCAUGGUGCAAGUAGUGUUUAUCAUUCCGGGGCUCCUUCAGUACCCAUGCCAAUGGGAAAGACUGUAGAUCCCAAGAAACGGAAGGUGAUUGUAACGGGGGAUAACUGGAUGAUUGAGCAUGCCAGGGAAGCAAGUCGGUUCAAUUCUACACUCCUCGCAGCUCGCCGCGAAAAUCUUGAUGGCCAAUACGACAUCCACACAAACAUCAUGCAAUAUCCUAGGAUCAUGCAAUCCACCCACGUUCGAUGGGAAAUUAUCCCACCGCCAGAAUCAACACGGGCAGAUAGAUCACAGCUCAUCAGCAGUGCUUCAACAGCUGCCCUUGGCGUCACGGAUGGGACACCAGCAAGCUCAGUUGAUGAUGGGAAGGAGCGAACGUCCAAUGACCUUCCCGGCCAAGUUGAAACGGACAAAUCCACCAAACCCUCAUCCACAAUAUUCCCUUCUGUACCUGCUAUCUUCAGCCGCAACUUUGAAAUCCAAGACAUAUACUAUGAAACGCCACCAGAGUCCUCGUUGGGUCUUCCCGGCCCAGAUGGAGAUGUACGAGAUAUAGGUUCGAAUGGGUUAAUUAGCAUAUCGCUUGGCAGGAACACUCCUCUCUUCCACACCAGUCCCGAGGUGCUUGCAGAGCUGCCACGUGAAUGCCAGAUUGCCUACCGCGAAGCAGCCGUCCGGGAGUGGGAGUGGAAGAGUCGGUGGAGAAGCGAAAGGGAGGAUGGGCUGAGAGCACCGUUGAAAUUGAAUUAUUCGUGGAAUCCAUGA